GCCAACGGGAAGAUCUCCUGUGCCAUUGAGGACCAGCUAUCGUUCUCCCUCCGCCUGGCCUAUAAGAAUUACUAUGAGCUGGUGACUGUGAGCAUGCUGGACCGGGAGGAGAUGGCACAGUACAUCCUCCCUGUCACAGCAGCAGAUGCUGGGUCACCUCCACUCACGACCACCCAGACCUUCACGGUGGACAUCUCUGAUGUAAACGAUAAUGCCCCUGUGUUCAACCAGACAUCAUACACCAUGUACGUGCGUGAGAACAAUGUCCCCACGGCCCUCAUUGGAGCCGUCAACGCGUCUGAUGCCGAUGUGGGGCCCAAUGCCAAGGUGACCUAUUCCCUGGCACCAGCCCAGCCAACAGAGCAGCCUCCCUGCUCCUGCAUCUCUGUGAACUCUGAGAAUGGACACGUGUUUGUGCUGCGGCCCCUGGACUAUGAGCAG
This is a messenger RNA of Antrostomus carolinensis (chuck-will's-widow), 441 nucleotides long. RefSeq names its product protocadherin beta-4-like. The record is from RefSeq and is a predicted model, not a curated record. Gene Ontology annotation, molecular function: calcium ion binding. The transcript has a single exon. The annotation marks the transcript as partial. Lineage: Eukaryota; Metazoa; Chordata; Aves; Caprimulgiformes; Caprimulgidae. Gene Ontology annotation, cellular component: plasma membrane. Gene Ontology annotation, biological process: homophilic cell-cell adhesion.